This is a messenger RNA of Chaetomium globosum CBS 148.51, 4089 nucleotides long. RefSeq lists its product as uncharacterized. The coding region runs from base 1 to 4089 and encodes 1362 amino acids. The transcript has 2 exons. Gene Ontology annotation, molecular function: protein binding. Gene Ontology annotation, cellular component: plasma membrane; cytoplasm; endoplasmic reticulum. NCBI's taxonomy places the organism in Eukaryota, Fungi, Ascomycota, Sordariomycetes, Sordariales, Chaetomiaceae. The record is from RefSeq and is a predicted model, not a curated record.
AUGAACGAACCGACAGUCCCACCGGCGGCAGCCCUAGCAGGGUUACGACCUUCAGCGACGAUGCUGGCGCCAACAACCUCCUCUGGCCCUAGCCAACCGUCCCAACCAUCAUCCUCCCAACCCUCUCAGCAAUCACAACCACAAUUACAACCCCAACUCCCGACGCCGCCUUCGCACACCGGCCCGGCCAUCCCUGUAACCCUCAACGAAGCUGCCCUCGACUCACCGACCUUCCGCGCCACCGCCGUACACUUCUCCGACCAACUCGACGCCAUUGAGCGCUGGCUCGAGAACUACGUCCGCAGCACCUCCAAGCUCGUGCACGACGUGCUCGCGCUCGAAGACUCGGUCGGCUCCUACCUCUCCAAGAUCUCGCCGCCGACUAUCGCCUCGCCCGUUGACUCGCACGUUCUCGAUGCCGACUACACGGUGCCCGCGCUGCGCCGGGCCGCCGACGGCGCGCGUGACUGGUGGGGCGGCAUCCUCGCCGUGGUGCGCCGCCUGGAGCCGGCCAGCGUCGAGCCGAUCCGCGCCUACGUCCAGGGCGAGCUGCGCACCUUCCGCGAGACCCGCCGCAUCCUCGAGGCCGCCCAAAAGACCUUCGACGCCACCCUCGCCCGCUACGUCGGCCAGAGCAAGACCAAGGAGCCCAGCUCCCUGCGCGAGGACGCCUUUGCCGUCUUCGAGACCCGCCGCGCGUACCUCAAGGCGAGCUUGGAUUACUGCCAGAUGGCGCCGCAGGUGCGCGCGGGGCUAGAUAAGCUGCUCGUGCGCGUCUGUGCCGAUGUUGGGCGGGAGAUGCGGCGCACGGGUGGUCAGGCGGCCGGCCUCGGUGGUCAAAAUGCGUGGGGAAGCGAGCUGGAGAGGAUCAGGGGCUGGGCGAGGGAGAUGGAGAUGACCGAGUCCGUGUUUAAGAGGGAGGCGCAGAUUGCGAGGCGGGAUAUCGGCGAGAGCACGUUGGCCGUGUAUAAGCCGUCGAGGGAGCUGGAAGACUACAGCAUCUCGACCGUGCCGUUCCUUGGCUCCAAGGGGCCCAUGAGCAUCCAGCGGGGCGACCAGGCCGCCGUCAUCUCGGAAAAGCAAGGGUGGCUGUUUCUGCGUGUGCUGUCUGGGAAGCCCGUUAGGACGGCCUGGACACGCCGGUGGUACUACUGCCGUGAUGGUAUCUUCGGGUGGUUGAUCCAGGGCCCCCAGGGCGUGCUACAAGGCGACGAGAUCGGAGUGCUGCUGUGCAGCGCGAGGCCGGCGGUUCAGGAAGAGCGCCGGUUCUGCUUCGAGAUCAAGACCAAGACGCAGACCAUCAUGCUGCAGGCCGAGACGCAAGCACAGCUGAUCGAGUGGCUCGAGGUGUUCGAGGUAGCCAAGAAGAAGGCGAUCGAGGCUAGCAUGGGCCGGGACCAGAGCUCGCUUCUGGGAGGGACCGACCCGGCCUUCUCCAUCACUCCACCGUCGAUUCCGGAGUUCUCGGCCAAGAUGCUCGACAAUCUUGACGAGGCUAGCGUGGUGGAAAGGCAAACGACUCUCCCCGUCCCGGGCCCGGACGGGAACAUGGUGCGAGCGAGCUUCGACGCUCCUCCCCGCAGGGCGAUUACUACUCACCUUGGCCGGGAGGAUGGCGAGAGUGGACGGGAGCAUGCUGCGCGUAUCAUGCAGAAGUUGGAUUUGCACCGCAAAUCGGCCUUCACGGGCUCGAUGGAUCCGUCCAGCGCAGGAACGGGAGCCAGCAUGACCUCGAGCACGGCGACCUCUCCUCAUCUCGGGUACCCUCCUCCGCUACGCGUCCCUAAUUCCCUGCUCGAUCAAACCCCAGGAAGUUUGGCUCCUAUCACUCUGGCGAGGCCGCCUGUCGCGACCAAUCUGAGCAAAACCGCCAUACUGGCGAGUGCUAAUGCAGGAGCCUCUCGUGGCCUGCCGAGCGCGGUCCUGGCCAACUACUGGGGAAGCAGUCCCUAUACGUCCAUGUAUUGCCCUACUCCUUCCAUUCCUAAUACUCCCAAGCCGGAUAUGAGCGAUCCCUUCGUGGCCACCGCCAUGCCUAGGACGCCAACGGUCGAGAAGCUGCCUACGCCGGCCAACUCGCACAGGAAGACGGUGAGCGUAGACGCCACAGCUGCAGACAUCCGCAUCCGAGAGCAGGCGCCGUCGGAGAAGUUCCCACUCAACUACCCUCCCGAGCUGAGGGCGCAGUACGCGCAGUUCCGGCUGUUCUUCCCAACAGCGCUUCCAGAUGACAAGCCUGUGUUGGUAUUCAACGCCGCUUGGUCCAGCGCGUCACCCGAUAGCAAAGACGCGGGAAUGGCCGGUAACGGACGCAUCUUUGUCACGCCGGACCGCAUGUACUUUUACGGCCACCAAAUGGGUCUGGUCGUGGCGUAUGCCAUCAACCUCGAUAGCAUCACGGAGCUGACGGCUGCACCAGGCCGGGAUUGCGAUUUCAUCUUCCUGCAUCUGAACCAGGACAUGCCGGACAUCACAUACUCGCGGAUCACCAUCAAGGUGUUCCUAGAGGAUUUCUCGCUCCUCCAGUCCCGCCUCAACCUCUUGGUUGAUGACCUCCAAGCGGCAGAGCCGAUGGAACUGUCUGAGAUCAUUGCAACACUGUCAACCUUGAAUAAGGAGCAGGACGACAAGCGGAGCCCCAGCGUUGAGAGCUGGGAGGAGGUGUCAUCCAACACACCGGCUGACAACGGCACACCAUUUGGCAGGCCCGUCUUGAGACGGGGACAGGAUUCGCACGGCCGUAAUAGGUCACGCGGCCUGAAGAAGUCGAACCAUAAGCUCCAGUUACCUACGCACCCGGUAACGUAUGAACCUCAAGGCAUGGGCAAGAGCGUGGCCGAGCGGCACUUUGAGAUUAGUGCCAAGUCAUGCUUCCAUGUUCUCUUUGGAGACAAGAGCUUCAUUCUCCCUAAGCUCUACUUUGAGCGCGGCGCGAAGGACAUCACCCAAGGACCCUGGGAGCUGAAGGACCACGGUCUUAUGAAGCGGCAGUUCCGCUUCAAGGUUGACUACGUCGACAUGCUCGGCCGCAAGAAGCCGGUGGAUGUCACUGACUCGCAGACCAUUGACAUCUUUAACGACCACAUCACUUACGUGGUCACGCACAUCAAGACCCCAUGGCACCUGCCGCACUCCCACGCCUUUAAGCUCGUCACCAAGGUGGUCAUCACGCACCUCGCCAAAUCCAAGUGCAAGCUGGCCAUCUACACCAAAGCCGACUGGUCCAAGACGCCCGCCUUUGCCUGGAAGAACAUGGUGCAGCGUCAAGCGCUCGACGACGCGGCCAACGAUGCUGACGAGGUCGCCGACAUCGCCACGGAACAAGUGCGCAAGCUCGGCCCGCACAGCCGCACCAAGCGUGCCAUCCAGGUGUACGGCAACAUUGGCCAGCAAACCCAGAUUGUCGUCUUCUCGCCCGACACCACCCCCGAGGGCCAGCAACUGCUCCAGAAGUCCGGCACCGCGGCCGUGCGCCCACGCACGCUGACCGACAUGAUGCUGGAGACGGGGCGGUCGUUUAUGGAGAGCGCCAUCACCAGCGUCAUGAUGUGGGCCUUUGCCGCGGUGAGGCGGAUCUUCAAGAUCGUCACUGCGAACAGACUCAUCCUGCUGCUGCUGGCGGCCAGCGCGGCAUAUAACCUGGUGGUCAUCUCCCAGGCCAGCUCGACGUGGUGGGUCGAGCGCAAGUCGGCGCGGUACAUGAGCCGGCUGGGCGUCGGGCCGAACUUGAUGAUGAGCAAGGCCAUCUAUCUGGCUGAUCUGGACGAGGCGGCGGGUAAUAGUAAUAAUACUAUGGCCCCGAGGAAAGACGGCGGAAGCCAAUGCUACACCACCUUCCAAACCCUCCUCAACGCCACCACCCUCAGUCUGGACGCCCCCUACCAAGACGCGGGGCGCGCAGGAGCCGGGGCGGGGACGACCGAGUUCGGAUCGGCCACCAGCCGGGCGACGGCGCGGCGCGUGCGGCGCGUGCGCCAGCGCAUGGGCGCCUACCGCCACGACCUGCUCGUCGCCAUGCGUGUCGUUAACAAGGUCGAGCGCGAGAUGCUGCACGCCGAGUGGGAGAGCUGGUUGGCGGGGGGAGACUAG